Molecule: messenger RNA, 4026 nt
Organism: Colletotrichum higginsianum IMI 349063
Lineage: Eukaryota; Fungi; Ascomycota; Sordariomycetes; Glomerellales; Glomerellaceae
Exons: 2
Coding region: 1-4026 (1341 amino acids)
Molecular function (GO): protein heterodimerization activity
Source: RefSeq, a predicted model, not a curated record
AUGGCCAACGCAAUCCUCGACUCGACCGCCGCGUCGCAAACGACCUCUGGUAUCUCUUCACCCCAAUUCCAGACAAGGUCGCGCACUCAGAGCGUUUCGAGCGAUCGCCCUUCCACCAUCAUGAGUGUCGGCCUCAUGUCUCCUCCCCUCUCCGUCACACCCGACGCCGCCUUCAUUGCCGCUUCGGCCGCCUCUCAGAUCGUCACCAACGACCACGACAGUCACGCCGAUACCUGGUACGACCAGCAUGGCAUCGAACCCGCCGGCGAGACCGCCAUGGUCUCGACGUCCGCCUUGCACUUGGUGAAUGGCUUCCUCGACCAGCUCCUCUUCAACUUCCUAUCCACGUCGCGCGCAACCACCCUCGCCGCCCUUAGGCCCGCCGUAUCCGAAGUUCUUAAACCAAAACUCGCCAAGGAUGCCAUCAACCAAGCAGACGAGGAGCUGCGGGAGUACCUGGGCGGAGCCGACGAAGAUGAUUUCGCUCAAUCGCAAACGUCAGACACCAAAGAUUGGGACCUGGAACUCGUCUGGAAAAGAACGCGAUUGAGGUGCAUGGUGUACUCGUCGCUUGGCGACAUGGAAGAGGAGGAUGAAGACUACUAUAUGGAGCAAGAAAACCUCAAGCCCGGCAUCGACGAACGCGGCCCCGAGGUUAUCUCCCCAGCGGUCGCCAUUUUCCUGACGUCGAUUCUCGAAUAUAUGGGCGAGCAGGCCCUCGUCAUUGCAGGUCAGGCCGCAUACCACCGGCUACGUGCGAAAUUCGAAAAGGAACCCAAGGAGGGUGCCAAGAGCAUUGCCGAUAUCGCCGAUAGAAUCGUCGUCGAAGAGCUGGACAUGGAACGCGUCGCUCUGGACAGGACUCUGGGCAGACUCUGGCGGGCGUGGAAAAAGAGGCUUCGAUCUCCUACUCUAGACCCCCGCCCGUUUUCGCGCGCCUCGUCAGCCCAACACAAACAGAGCAACGCCGUCGAAAAUUGCGAGAGCCCGCUCCCCGCCAAGGGCCUCGGUAUUGAAGAAGCGCCGCGCGAGGAGCCCGAGGUCGAACAAGUUGAGAAUCGCGUCGAGGCGUCGGCCAUCCCGCUACCGAUUGGAAAACGCGACAUUGACGAAAUCGAAGUGCCGGGCCUUGCCUGCUACAGUGACGAAGAGGAGUCGGAUUUCGACGAGGAGGAGGAGACAGCAGCGCGUCGGCCGAAAAGCCUGAUGAUCUUCACCUCUCAUCCCAGCAAUGACCUGCCCACCCCCACCAUGUCUCAACCUCAUACCCCGACUGCUCCCUCCGGUCGCAAGCGCUCCAGCUCCUUGCCCACCCCUUCCACUUCGCCUUACACAUCGCCUGUGCUAAAACGCGCCAAGAUUGACCUGAUCCAGACCGAGCUCGUUGAUCAACAAGCGGGUUCGGACAAGAAGGAAAUUUCAAACGAGGCAAUCCCCGCGGACUUGCAGUCAGCCACCGACAAGUCGCAAGCCCAGCUUGGUGCAGUCAAGCCGGUGCAGAAGUCGGUCAAGGCAGAGGCUGAGACGGCCCUGGAACCCAAGCCUCGUAAUCCGAACCGAGUCUCGCAAAUCGGCAUCUCUGCCACGGCAGUAGCAGCAGCGACUGUGGCUGGUGUUGCAUCCGCUGCGACAAGGAAUACGCCCGAGUUCAAGCCCGAGCCAGCAGAGGAAGAAAGCGGCGAUAUUGACGAAUUUACCGAGGAACCAGAAAUUUGCACAUCUUCCAGAGUUUCAAUUGCCGGGCGUAGCUCACCGAGCAACUCGGAGUCUGGAAAGCCAGGUGUGGUUGCCCCCAAGCUACUGCAGCGAACUCCCAGUGUCCACUCGGCUCGCGUUGUUGAUGUCCACGGGCCUAAGAGUCCUGUGGCCGGUUCAAGAGCGUCGUCUGUGGAUGCCUCUGAUCGCUCUCGGCCAGUCAGUCUCUCUCGUGCGAGCAGCGUUUCUCGCUCAACACCUCCGAUUAUUGAAGAGAAGCAGAAACCGAAGCCGGUUGAGAUUGAUACCAUCAUUCGCUCAUCCUCCUCGACACCUCGUACCCGGUCACCGGUUGAGAAGUUGUCUCGCAGACAGAACACCAGCGAGUCAAUCUCGGAAGUCGACGAGGAGGAUGAGGCACGACUUACUCGCCAGGAAAGGUCAAGGGCCGCCACUGUCGCCUCGACCCCGACUCUCAAUGCUGGCACUACCGACCCCGGAUCUUCUCAGACAUUGUCCAGAUCCGCCCGCCAGCCCGGCCCCUCUCGUCACGAUCACACACAAUCCGCGGCGACCAAGGUCACUAUUCUGAGCAACACCCACACUACCGGUGCCAUCGCCGAAGAUCGCGUGCCCUCGCCGCACAACCGUUCUCACACCACGGCGACUCCGACUGUGCUUGAGCGCAAUUCAGGCCUGGCAGCACACGGAACCCACUCGCCGGCCGCCAGCAUUGGAGUGGUGGCACUUGAGCGGCCUGCUGCAGGUCACGACUCUCCCGAUCGCACCCGACAGCUUCGAACAUCUGGCUCCUCUGGGUCUUCAAGCACCAACAAGAUCCGAGCCGUCAGAACGUCUGAGGACACCAAGGCCCCCGGUCGCGUCGACAACCUCGCUCGAAACUUUGAGGAACUCAUUCAGAGUGACCAGACCAUACAGUACACGCUUACCCCGGAGAGCAUGCGUGAUCUUGGUGCAAACCGAGCACAGAGCGCGAGUCCCGUGGUUGGGCCCAAAUCCAGGAGAAGUGAAGAUGCCCGUACUAUCAUGAAUGGUGAGCGGAAAAGAUCUGUCUCUGGCCUUGACAUUCGCAGGACGGUGUCUGUCAGCCGCGCAACGGGAUUGAACUCGCAUCCACCAGAGGUCAAGCCCAAGGGUUUUAUCCCGAGAGCACCCCCCAGCACAACUUUGACCAGGUCAAAGACUGGCGGUCCGCAGGCGCGAGACGCCCGCGUGCCUCGAGACACCGCUAUGAAUGAUUUUGCCGACUUCAUCAGAUCUACUGGCCCAACAGCUGACAACGGGCCUGCCCCGCUGCGCAAUGUGAGCGGCCCGGCGCCUCCGGUAAAGAGUAGUCACGACUCGAGACACGUAUCGUCAACAAAUCGACCCCGUCUUCAGGCGCGGGACGCCGCUGUAGAUAACCGCGAGGACAAUUCUGACCUGAUUGACUUCAUACGUCGCGGACCGCCAAAUGCGAACAAUCCUCGGAUUCCUCGCACAGUUGCCCCUUUCCGAACUACCAUGGAUUCCGACCAAAUGUCUGGCGCCGUCGGUGGCAAGGCAAUUGAUGCCAGCUUGCCUGAUAUUCGAUACAGCCAAGCUUCGACCAACAUUACGGACAUCACCCAGCCUUCCGUUCAAUCGUCGAUUAACUCGCAGAGUGCUCUCUUACAAAACCGCUCCAACAGUAAUGCUUUUGACGACGACGAAGACAUGAUGCCUAAGCGCACCAGACGUCGCGUGCGUGACCCGUAUGCCAUCGAUCUGAGCGAUGAAGACGAAGAGGACUAUGCGCAAGCGGUUCGACCUCCUCCCAAGAAGGAGGAGAGUUUGGCGGAUUUUUUGAAGAACUACUCGCCACCUCCCGAGCCGGCCUCCGUUUCGCAGAACACGCCCAAAAGGAAGGCGAGCGCUCCCAGUCUCAUUGGACGUUUUUCCAGGAAAGACAGUAAUGCCGGGUCCAACAUCGCAAAGCCGGACAAUCGGUCUUCGGGCAGCCGUACUGGAGGCCACGGCCACGUUCCUAUCCAGGUCAACACCUCUUCGGGUCAAGACAAGUACGCUGGCGGUGGUGACGCUAGUGCAAACCGUUCAGCUAUGCAUUCCUCGGCCGGCCGCGUGCCCAUGAAGAGGUUUGAGCCAAGGGAAGCUGUUUCGUCUACGACCCGAACCAACGACCUCGCAACAUUCCUUCGCAGCUCCGAGCCGCCGCAAAUGACGCCUGCGGCGCGCUCCAACACGUCUGUCGAGCCGCAGCAGCAGAGCAGUAGCAGCAGUAGUGGUUUCUCCAAAAUGUUUGGCCGCCGCAAGAAGUCGAGCUUGGCUUAG